GCUCCGCCUGUGCGCGGCCUCCUCGGCGCAGCCAUCCUCGCGGCUGCCGAGGGCGGCAAAGCCCACGGCAUCUGCCAUUUGUCAUUCAGCCCGUCGGUACCGCCCCGAGCCUUGAUUUAGACACGUCUGGGGCGGAUUCUGGCCCCACUCUCCUGGCGGACAGACGGACGGACGGACGGGGCGGCUCUCCUCCCAGCCCGGCGGACCGCGGGCCUUGGCGCGCGGGGCGCUUCCCCGGGUCGCCGUCAUGGCCGCGGAGGCGGCGCGCCCGAGCUGCCGCGCCUGAGUUCCGGGGGGCUCCGGACCCCGCAGGUUUUAUGACAGAGCGUGUCUAGAUGUGGACAUUUCAUUUAUCCUGGAUUUAUUGUGUUCCUGUCUCUAAGGUUUUUCCCGCCUGAUUGACAACAUAGUCAUCAUUGGCUUUUGAUUGCUCUCACAUCUGAUGUUUCAUGUCACAUCUGAAACUCCUCUGUACCUCAAACUUAGAAAGGUAUUUGCAUAGGAAUCAGAGGCGUUAAUCUUGUUUGAAGCCUCAAACUUCUGAGAGGUCUCCCUGACUGCCUUCGAGCUGAUGUUUCCUGUCGCCGAGUAGACAGUUUGGUGGUCCAGGACGUGCCCCAGCUCUAGUGAUGCCGAUUGCCUUUCCGCUCUGGAACCUCAUCCAUGCCUCAGACUUGCUCCUCUCAACCUGAGACUGCGUGGAAACUGGGAUGUGGGAAGCAGGAAGCAGAGAUAGUGGUAACUGAGAGGCCCAUGUCUGGGUAGAACCAGGUCCGGGACCACAACGCUGCCUCCCCCCUGGCCUGGCGGUCAGCUGCUGUGGCUCUGCUGAUGUGCUCAGCACCGUCCUUCUAUUUGUACUUAAAUGGCACAGCAUUUGGUCAGCGCAUCUGAAAAGGAAGGUGUGAGAGACAAAGCCCAUGGCCACCUACCCCUGCCAAUUAUGUGGCAAGACGUUCCUCACCCUGGAGAAGUUCACUAUCCACAAUUAUUCCCACUCCAGGGAGCGACCUUACAAGUGCUUGCAGCCAGACUGUGGCAAAGCCUUCAUUUCCAGAUAUAAAUUAAUGAGGCACAUGGCUACCCACUCGCCCCAGAAAUCCCACCAGUGCGCUCAUUGUGAGAAGACUUUCAACCGCAAAGACCACCUGAAAAACCACCUCCAGACGCACGACCCCAACAAAAUGGCCUUUGGGUGCGAGGAGUGUGGGAAGAAGUACAACACCAUGCUGGGCUACAAGAGGCACCUGGCCCUGCACGCGGCCAGCAGUGGCGACCUCACCUGCGGGGUCUGUGCCCUGGAGCUAGGGAGCACGGAGGUGCUGCUGGACCACCUCAAGGCCCACGCGGAAGAGAAGCCCCCGAGUGGAGCCAAGGAGAAGAAGCACCAGUGCGACCACUGCGAAAGAUGCUUCUACACCCGGAAAGACGUGCGGCGCCACCUGGUGGUCCACACAGGCUGCAAGGACUUCCUGUGUCAGUUCUGUGCCCAGAGGUUUGGGCGCAAAGACCACCUCACGCGACACACCAAGAAGACACACUCACAGGAGCUGAUGAAAGAGAGUCUGCAGUCCGGAGACCUUCUGAACACCUUCCACUCCCUCUCUCCGCAGUUCCAGCUGAAGGCCGCCCCACUGCCUCCUUUCCCUUUAGGGGCUCCUGCACAGAACGGGCUUGCAAGCGGCCUGCCAGCUGAGGUACACAGCCACACCCACGGCCCCUCGGAGCAAACCUCCCAGCCUGUGCCAGCGCUGCCAGAGCUCCUGGCCCCGCUUCACCCCGUAGCAUCCCCCAGCUCUCCUCCCCCACCCCUCCAGAAUCACAAGUACAACACCAGUUCUACCUCAUACUCCCCACUUGCAAGCCUGCCCCUCAAAGCGGAUACUAAAGGAUUUUGCAAUACCAAUUUGCUUGAGGACUUGCCUCUGCAAGAGCCUCAGUCACCUCACAAGCUCAACCCAGGUUUUGAUCUGGCCAAGGGAGGUGCUGGUAAAGUAAACCUGCCCAAGGAGCUACCUGCAGACGCUGUGAACCUAACAAUACCUGCCUCUUUGGACCUUUCCCCUCUGUUGGGCUUCUGGCAGCUGCCCCCUCCUGCUACCCAAAAUGCCUUUGGGAAUAGCAGUCUCACCCUGGGGCCUGGGGAAUCUCUGCCCCACAGGUUAAGCUGUCUGGGGCAGCAGCAACAAGACCCCUCACUCGCCAUGAGCACUAUGAGCCUGGGCCAGCUCCCCCUGCCCCCCAUCCCCCAUGUUUUCCCAGCUGGCACUGGUUCAGCUAUCCUGCCUCAUUUCCACCAUGCAUUCAGAUGACUGGUUUUUAAAGCGUACCGUUCUUAUUCUGGAAGAUGUUUUAAGAAGCAUUUUAAACAUCAGUUAUGAUACAAGGAAAGAGUUAGAAAGCAGGACUGGAAUAUGGCUUAUUCAGUGAUGACUGGCUUGAGAGAAGAGAGUUCUCGAACUGCAUGUAUUGUGCCAAUCUGUCCUGAGUAUUCAUGCUUUGUACCAAAUUUAAUAAGCAAGUAUUCUUUAAUGGAACUGCAACCAUUGUCAUAACCGACAUCCAUACGAGGGCUGCUAUAUAUAGGUGUUUGUCAAAUUGAACUUAAUCGUAAGCCAUGAUCAUAAUAAUGUUAACUAAAUAACUUUAUGUGGCACUGCCUAGUAAGGGAACUAUGGAAAGGUUUGGAUUUCUCCAAAAUGGGAGAAUUUUUAAAAUAAGAAAAUAACCUUUAUAUUGCAUAUUAUGACUAGGCUGUGUAUUUCUUUUCAGGGAUUUUUCUACCUUCAGGGUUGGAUGUAGUUUAGUUACUAUUGCCAUAGCCAACCUAUAGUUUUACAGAAACAAUUUCUUGUGGAAUAAUAGAUGUCUCCAUUUUGAAAAAGCAUUUUAAAUGUAGUUUGAAUAUUUUCCACAGGAUGCUACAAUGUGAGUUAUCACUUCAUUUAUCUUAAAGACUAAACUGAUUGUCAGUUACAUCUGACAGAAAAAAAAAAAAUCACUGUGUAACCAGGUUAAGCGGUAAAAUAAUCCAGGCGUCAGUCAAAAAAGGCAUUUUACUGACUUUAAUAUUGAUUAUAUUUUUAACAGGAAUUUAAGAAUAUUACUGGAAUUAAAAAAAAAUAUAUAUAUAUAUAUAUUAAACAAGAAUUUCCUUUGCUCUGUCUGGCUUAAAAUACUACUCUGCUUAAGUAUUUUUAAUCACCAAUAAGUAAAUGCAUUUUAAAAUUCAUCAUUUAAGUCAAUAUUAGUUUUAUUCAAAAAAGAUAACGUUUUACAAUGUAACUAUAAUCUAUCUCUUGAAUUUGGUAUCUAAUGAGUUUUUAAAAUAUAAAACCUAACCUUUUUUUAAAGCUCCUUUGUCUUUUGUGUUUAGAGGCUUUCUAUAUGAAGAUAUAUCUUACGUAUAAUAAACUCUACAAAUUCUGCACGUGGCUCGAUUAAUUUUUAUAUACAACCACACCGCGGAACUAUCCACACUGAGAUAGAAAACAG
Molecule: messenger RNA, 3495 nt
Organism: Globicephala melas (long-finned pilot whale)
Lineage: Eukaryota; Metazoa; Chordata; Mammalia; Artiodactyla; Delphinidae
Gene: PLAGL1
Product: PLAG1 like zinc finger 1
Biological process (GO): regulation of transcription by RNA polymerase II
Cellular component (GO): nucleus
Molecular function (GO): sequence-specific DNA binding; DNA-binding transcription factor activity, RNA polymerase II-specific
Source: RefSeq, a predicted model, not a curated record